This is a messenger RNA of Acanthosepion pharaonis, 630 nucleotides long. NCBI's taxonomy places the organism in Eukaryota, Metazoa, Mollusca, Cephalopoda, Sepiida, Sepiidae. The record is from the annotation of a GenBank genome assembly.
AUGUCUUUUCUUUUGCCGUCUUUCUAUGCUUCUCUCCUUUUUUCAUUAGCGACCUUUACUUCAUCCUUUUUUUUUUCUUCACUUCUUUCUUCUUCCUUUAAUUUCUUUUUUCUUCACAUUUUCUUUUUUACGAUUUCACCUGCCAUUUUCUUUUUUUUAUCUUUCGCGACGUCUUAUUCUUUUUCUCUCAAAUGUUUUGUAUUUUUCGUCUUCUUUUUGAUUAUAUUGUUCUUUCCUUCUUUUUUUUGCCUUUCCCAUUCUUCAUUCUAUUUCAUUCUCUUCCUCUUUCUCUUUCAUAUAUUUUCAUUUCUUCUCUGUUCUUCUGUUUACCGUUUCCCUUCCGUUUCCUCUUCAUCUAUCUUUCCCACAUUCCUAUCUUUCUAUUCUCUCUCUCUCUCUCUUCUCUCCCCUCUGUCCCUAUAUCUUCCUCCUCCCUUAUCUUUCCUUAUAACUCUAUCUUCUCACACUUCCAAGCGCCAGCUUAAUCAAAAAUAUGAAAGAUCAGAAAACACGAGAUCAAAUAAAAAUGACAACACCCUCUUAAUUUCACACCCCCGAAUCAGAAAGAUAUUUCUCUUAUUUCGGUCUGUCUUCGAUUACCAAGUACCGAUUCACCUCCCGCCAGUUUGA